Molecule: messenger RNA, 996 nt
Organism: Angiostrongylus costaricensis
Lineage: Eukaryota; Metazoa; Nematoda; Chromadorea; Rhabditida; Metastrongylidae
Source: the annotation of a GenBank genome assembly
UUGCUUUAUUGUUCCGAAAUAAUUCCAGCUAAUGACGGAGGCGCUAAUUCUUUGGCAAAACAUUCCAAGGGAAAGGAAUACGUUGACGAGAAUGUAGAAGUUUCUUUCGAAAUUAGUUGGGAAGGUGCACCCGAGUUCCAAUGGAGAUUGUGCCACACCCCCGUAGAUGCUCGUAGGCUUAUUAUUGAAAACCUGUUUUGGGCGGAUCUACAGAAUGUGUUCAUAUACCGAGUUAUGCUCAAGGCUGAAACCGUCGACAUCAGUUUUCCAAUGCGUUUUAAUAUUGAAGGUUCAAAGCAGAUGUGUGGAAAACUGACGAUGACGUUCCAGUGGAGUAUGCAAAUUAUGAAUGAGGCGAUGCAGCAUUUAAUCUACGUUCGAUGUCCACAUGGCCGACGAAUCAAGAUAUUUCUUCCCCAAACUGUUAACCAGAAGGAAGAAUUUGAGAGCAAACUGGGUCGUGUUAUCCAACCAACUCGAAGAAUGCAUCAGUUAGUCGUCAAAGUCCUUCCAAUUAAUUAUGAGCGAGAACUGCAAUGUUAUUGGUUUUCUCGAAGAAGAUCCAUCGAGAGAUUUUUUAGCAUUAGUCCCUGUGCUAUCGUUACAAUGGCGAACGUUGAAGAAACAGUCAAGGCACAUUCAUCAAUUUCUUUUGUUACGAUCGAAAGAGAGGGAGAAGAGGACUGGAGAUGUCAUGUUUUUCUCCAUGGAGUCGAAGCACAUUAUGGAUCACUACUUACGCGCUGGGACAAAAAGAAACUUGCUGUGUUCGAUUCGGCGAAAAAGACUGGUAAACGAACAAAGCGCUCUUCUGCGGACAACUUGAAGACUUCCACCGCCUCUCACGUGGUGAAAAGAAUGCGUCCAAACGGUCCGAGUACUCGUCGAGGUACCACACGUGGUGGCGUACACACAUUCUAUCCUUCAAGGGGAUCCUACAAAGGUUUUUCAUUAUACAUUUCAUAUCAUGCAGGACUAGUGCUAACUACAGUUUAA